UUGAAACCGGCAAAACACGAAGACGUGAGCGCGGACUGUCGCGGACUGAGACUUUGCCGGCUAAACACACCUUUCGAACGACGCGUAACGGUGGCCGGGCCAUAAAAUCGCCAUAAUCACGGGCAAUUCGAGUGCGACGUGCUAAUUAUGCAAGGCUGAGAACUAGCCAAAAAAUUAAGAAAAAAAUAAAGGGGCCCAAUAAACCAGUUAAGUUAAACUAGUUUGUGAGUGCGUGUGAAAAAGGCCAAGGAAUUUGGCCGAAAGUAGACAAUAGCUAGGAGGCUGCGAUUGCGACUGCGGAGGAUUCAACUCCAGAAGUUGUCCGACCAGUUUUCGGGCCUCUGUGUGCGUGUGUGUUUGGAUUAUUCGGAAUACCUUUUUUUGUGUGUUUGGUAUCGCAGUCGGUGCCUGCAAAACGGAACGAAUGAGUUGGAGCAGCUAGUGGCCGCCAGAGACACCGAGAGAGAUGCCCUUCGUCCAGCGCGUGGUGCAGCCCGUCAAUGUGGCCCAGGCCACGGCGGCCAGUUUGGGCCACGCCUCCGGCCGUUUCCACUGUUCGCCGGGAAAGUGCCGGAACAACAACUGCAUUAACAAGCAGUCGCCGGACGGUGAUGUCACGAAUGGCCACGGUUCCCCCACAUCCCUCACCAGGGUGCUGGUUCACCAGGCAGCGACACCGGCUGAGGAGCAGCCUGUGCCUCCCGCUUCGGCGCCCAUGAAGAAACUGAAGCAGCAUGUCGAGUUCCUGUUUACAUCGCCCACUCGCCAUCAAUCGCAAUCCCUGCCCAAUUCCCGGCAUCCCAGCCAGCAAAGACCAACGCUGGCAAGGAUCGCCAGUGCGCCACAGUCGCCCACCGCCGGCUCCUCAAAGGUCAUUUCUGGCCACGAGUUCGAUUCGAUUAGCAACAUCACGCUGAGCAAUGCCUUGAGGCAGCUGGCCAGUUUGGUACUAAUAGCCAGCGACAUUUUCGACGACCUGCAGCGGGAUCUGCAGGCGGUGGGCGAGCGGGCAGGUCGGGUGCAGCGAAAGAUUGCGGCCGUGGAGCGACGCGUUUGUGCCUACGAUCCGAAAACGGUCACAGUUCCUGAAAGCGACCUGCUAACCUUUGCACAGCGCAAACAGCACUUCGUGACGGACAAGUCAUUCCAGCAGGAGCUCUUCACCGGUGAUUCUCGACCGCUGAGCGUUCGCCAGCUUUACACGGAGGCUGGAAAGGAGCUGCCGGUGGCGGCCGGAGCCACUGCCACUGCCCUCGCCUCCUUGGCCCACUCCCAGUCACUAAUCCCGUCCCGCUCCAUCUCCUUUAAUGGUGAGGUGCUGUCCAGCGAUCACGAAGUCCUGCAAUUAAAUGGAUCUGCGGGCACGGAGGAUCAACUGCUGUGCGUGUCGGAGUUUGGCAAUGCCAACCGCAAGCUGCGCACGCGCAUCGAUGCCGAGAUCGAAAUCCGUUUGCCCGCUGCUAUCGAGGAUCUGCGGAAAUGGACAUCCAGCGAGGCGCUGGGUGAUGUCACCGUCACGCCGGAUUGUAUGCAUCAUGUGGACACCUCGGUUAGCACCUCGCUGGUAAUCGGCGAGAAUGGUAUCCUUACACCGGCCCUAUCACCGUCCGUCCUCUCAGCCGAUGCAGUCGAUGCUCUUUAUUCCCAGAAUAUUAGCCAGGCGGCGGACAGCUCCAGGCAUAAUCACCAUACGCAGGCCCUCAUCCCGAACGAUAUCAAUAAAGAUGUGCCUUUGAACCAUCGCUUGCCUUCACCCGAGGAACAAACCAAACAGAUUGCCUUAAAAUACCCCGCCGAAGUGAUUUCGGUGAAUACCAGCGGGAAGCACUUCCAGCGGAUGUGUGCGGCUCGUAAGUCCACCAGUGGGGGUUACGCGGGCGGUACCACUGCCGGAUCCUCGAGCAGCACAUCGCCGGAGAACGCUGGCCAAGUAGACGGCAACAACCUGGACGACAAUGUGCAGACUGUCAGCCGGAGGUCAAGAUCACGGAAAGUGCGAGGCAAACGGCGGAACACGAUAGCCGGAAUCGACCAGAAGGAGAUCCAGGAUGCGGCCAAUGGCAAUGGGGAGUCCAAGAAUGCCUCGAAUGCCACCUCUCCGGUGGCCCCAGCUCAUCAGGCCGAGUCCACCUCGACGGAUGCCAAGAAGUCCAAGAAGUUCGGACGCAGCAAGUCCAGCGACAUCUUAAAAAAGGAAUCUGCUGCCUUGCCCUACGACAAAGGCAAGAACACCCUUACCAGGCUGAACUCCCUGAAGCAAUGGGGUCGCAAUCGAUUCAAGUUCAUGCAUCGCACUGGCGAACUGGUCGACCAGUUGGACACCAGUGGCUGCAGUUCCCAGAACAGUUCUGCGGAGAAAGCGGACAGCCAUCAUGGAAUGCCAGCGGGCGAGAGUCCCAAGCGCGACAUCGACGAAGAGUGUGUGGUGCAUCAUUUAGUGGCCCAGAAGAGUGAAUCUCGGUUUUCGCACGAACGAAAGCCCUCGUAUUCCUCUUCGGAGAAGAGCAUGAGUGUUUCCAGCAGUGGCCAGCUCAGAGGCAGGCUACAGCUGUCGUCUGUUUCCGGACCGCUUUCUGCGGCACAUGUAAAGAUGCGGGAAACAGCCACCUUGAACAGGCAGCGACGAAAUGGUCUCCAUGCUCUGGCUGGCAAGGAAGAACAGCCACAUUCCUCUAGUGGCAACUGGAGUGCCAGCUCGGAAUCGGGACGUGCCUCCAUUGGCAGCGAGAUCACCAUGCAGCCAAAGUCGAGUGCCUCUAGUACAUCCCUUAAUGUGUCCAGUUUCCAGCCGGGUGCAGGUAGCGGACCUCCAUCGUCCAUGUUGAGCAGAAGGCGUUUUCUGAACACUUCCGCCUCCAGCAGUGUGACUAGUGAAGGCACUGCCACCCCGGAACUUCAGGCGGAGGCGGGUGCCUAUCCGGGUCACCUUGAUGAUGAGACGAGUUCCGCUUACAGCUGCGACACUGAGGGUUACUACACUUCCUUCCAUAUGGACAGCGGAUUACGCACACUAAAGGAAGAGGAGCCUUCGCCAAUGCCUGGAACCCCACUCCAGACGAGCUUACACACCAGCAGCUACUCCUUCGGUAGUCAGUCCAACCAAACGGUGCUCAAUGCGGAGAAUGAGUAUGAGCUAUUUGGCAGAGGAUCCACAUCCACCACAACCAGUUCGGCUGGUACAGUGUGCACAGCUUUGAUGAGUGGAGCCACAUCUGGGCCAGAUGUACCCGAGCGGAGCAGCUCACUGGGCAAGCACAGUGGUCAGAGUCGGAGCCAGAGCACCAGUGCCAGUAGCAGCACUCUGGAGAGGAGUUAUAGCAGCAGUACCAUUGGAAGCACCCUGGAGAGAACAGGUACCAUCAAGAGGAAUGUAAAGAUGUCACCAACCAAGGGAGAGGUAUUGGAAAAAGAGGGUCAGCAAGAGCAAGAUCAGCAGCAGCAACUGGAGUUCUCUGAGAGCUCUGAUCUGGAGGGCGUGGAGCGCAUUGAGCGGAUCAAGCAAAAGACGGCUAUUAGCUCCAAGAGAAUACCGUCCAUGUGCAUCAUUACACCCACUACCAGUGACGACGAUGAGCACCAGGCCAUGGAUCCAAAUCGCACACUGACCAGCCUGACUAUCGAGGUGGACCAGGAGGAUCAGGACGAUGAUGAGCCUGAGCAAAAGACGCCCACGAACAGCAAGGACCACAACCUAAACGAGCUUAAACAGACGCCCACGAAAGCGCUGAGCGGAAUGUUUGAGAAACUAAGGGUGAAACUGGUUCCGGGCAAAAGCUCUCCGUCCAAGAAUCAAAUCCAGCCGAAGCCCGCCAACGCGAGUGCCGUGAAUGACGACGAGCUUUACGAUUUAGCCGGCGAGUACGUCACCAUAGCAGACAUUAGCAACAACAACAAUAACAAGAACAACAACCGACGUAACACGGGAAUGGGUAUAUACUAUUCCAAUGACAUAGUUUCAAAGAGGGUUGAACCCUCGUCUGCCAUUGUUUCCGAGUAUGUUUCGCUGAACGAACUGCCUCAGCACUUGCGUCGGCAUGCGGUCUCGUCUAGAUCUUCUCCGCGAGCGGAGAGCGAGUCCUGCGCACAACAACAGCUGCCUGCUGAGCCGGCAGCUGCGACAGCCCAACCACCACCCAUCGGCAGCAGGAUUAAAUGUCAAUCCACGGGGGUGGGCGAGGGGGUGCCUAUGUACGCGGAAAUCGGCGAACUGAGCGAAGAGAAGCCGCUCGCAUCGGCGAAUCGUCGACUGCGUCCGAACGCCGAGGGGAAAUUGGUCUACGACUCCGACAGUCUGAAGCGACGCAAGGGCGCACACACCACCUUCGCACCUGGGCCAUACGUAAAGGAAACCGAAAGUGCGCUACACAGUGCAGAAAGUGCAGCGGCGGCAGCAACAUCAUUACAGGAUACAGGAGCUACAACAGGAUCAACAUCAGGAGCAACCACCAAGAGCGCCAAGCUUCUUCUUUUUGGUGGCGGCGGACUAAUCGCUGGCAAUCGUAAGGUGGCCAAUGUGAGGCCCAUUGUGGCUAAAUCCCCGCUUAGCAGGAACAGCAACGGAAUGGCCACCUAUCAGGGAACCAGCUAUCAAGACCAGAAACAACUCCUGGCCAACAGAACGAAUCCCUUUUACGAAACGAUUGCCGCACCCGUGGCCAAUCUGAUGAUGCCCUCGCCAUCGGGCAAGUCGAAUUCAUCCACCGGUUCCACAGCCACCAGUUCCUCCUCGUCAGCAUCGGGCCACUCCGGUGAAGAAGGGUAUCAACGUUUCUCUAAUAUAUAUGAGCAAGUGCAGCCAGCACCGACCACCCAGCCAAAAGAAGACGCAACUGCCACGCCCUUCCAGCGCAAUGCGCCCAUUUACUGGACGCUGCAGAGUCGUCGCAGCCAGCCGAGGCCACAGCCCACUGGUAAUGUGACCUGUCGGGAUGACCUCUAUGCUACGCCCAUUCGAAGGGCCGACCGUUUGCCACGCCCAGUGGCGGCAAAUGAAACUACAGCGGAGGGAAACAGGAGCAACAUAUCCCCAAUCGUGCCAAGGAAUCGUGCCGGAGCCUUCCUAACCUCUACACCUACGAGGAACGGGGAAGGGGAACGAGAUCUAGAAAACACACAACUGCCCCCCAUGAAGCAACCAUCCCGUAACUGGACAGACGAUGCUCCCGAACGCCUCAACACCUGUGCCGAUCGCAUUGGCCAAAGCAAAACCACGCUGAUGGACUUUAAGAAGCUGCUAUUGGCCAAGUCCGCCAAGGCGAGCCCAGUCCAGAGGAAAGUAUCCGCCGUGGAGCUGCUCAAGAAGUCAACUCAAGCCACCCCAAAUCCACCUACUUUGAAAACCUCUGGAGCUGCUCAAAAAGUAACAUCAGCUGGAAGCAAACCCACGAUCAAUACCAGCCUGAAGCUGUUAGAUCUGAGUGGCUCACCCAAGACGUUCGCCAACCGGAGGAUGCUCCGACAGGGUCAAUUUGGAUCGCCCUCCAAGACCUUCGCUCCAAAGAUGCGAGGACCCGUGAACAUGGUGGCAGCGGCAGCGGCACCACCGCGGACGGACAUCAUGUCAACCACGAUUCCGGAGGCGAAUAGCGAAGAGGAUCAAUCCAACACCAGCGGAGGAUCGCGGGCCAGUUCCGAGGCAGGCGAAGCCGUACCCUCCAGCUUCGACCUAAAGCGAAACUUCUUUCUGCAAACAGAGGAAAACAACUUCAUGCGUGGGGAGCUGAAGCCCAGCUUUGCUAGGACAAAUGGAGCACCUGGAGUAGCCAACGUUGAAAGCAACAAGUACGUGGCAGCACCUGUGGCGAACCCUUCGCUGCCCUCAUUCGAAACGGCGUUGUAGAGUGGGUCUAACCCACUGCUGUAGCCAUCGAUAACACAUAUUCCAUAAGAAAAGAACCCAUAAUCAGAUGAGCAAUUCCCUUCCGUAGCCAAGCCGAUACUGCAUUUAUUGACGGACGGAAACGAGUCAGAAGCGAUGCUACUUUAUGCAACAUAUACAUAUAUCACUAUAUAUAUACACAACACCUUUAUACAAUAAACUGUAUUUUUUAAAUUGUGCUGCUUGUAUAAACGAAGAUGUUUUAUACACAAAUACGAAUCGUCUAUACACCUACAAUAUAUUUAUUUGUAAUUUUACGUUAUUUAUUGCAAUUAUGUAUUACGCUACACGCAUUGCUCUUUGUUUUGUAGUACAACUCUUGUACGUCUACGAACUGAUGAGAAUCGCUUAUAAAUUAAAAACAUUGGAUAACAGAUUGGAAA
Drosophila eugracilis is the source of this 6261-nucleotide messenger RNA. It is a transcript of the gene gukh, whose product is annotated as serine-rich adhesin for platelets. Gene Ontology annotation, cellular component: cytoskeleton. Gene Ontology annotation, molecular function: protein kinase A regulatory subunit binding. The record is from RefSeq and is a predicted model, not a curated record. Gene Ontology annotation, biological process: actin cytoskeleton organization. Lineage: Eukaryota; Metazoa; Arthropoda; Insecta; Diptera; Drosophilidae.